Molecule: messenger RNA, 1958 nt
Organism: Cryptotermes secundus
Lineage: Eukaryota; Metazoa; Arthropoda; Insecta; Blattodea; Kalotermitidae
Gene: PIG-K
Product: putative GPI-anchor transamidase
Exons: 9
Coding region: 176-1228 (350 amino acids)
Biological process (GO): proteolysis; attachment of GPI anchor to protein; protein localization to cell surface
Cellular component (GO): GPI-anchor transamidase complex
Molecular function (GO): GPI-anchor transamidase activity
Source: RefSeq, a predicted model, not a curated record
GGUAUUGUGGUUAGAAUGGUCUGCGUGACGUGUCUGUGUGUGUGAGGUUAUAGUGAUGGUAUUAUUUGUGUGGAAGAUAAGUUAGACCAACAGGCUGAUAUAUAUGGCAGAUGUCAGUUUUGCGUAGAGUACAGGCAUAACGAUUUUGUUUAGUACAGCACAUGUUAAGUGAAGUAUGGCAAACCGUAUAAUAAAUAUGUUACUUAUCCUCCUGUUACUGCUUGUAAGCAGUAUCUCUACUAUACGUAGAUCAGUGCCAGAAAACUUUGCUCGUGCAGGACAUACAAACAAUUGGGCUGUACUUGUCGAUACAUCAAGAUUUUGGUUUAAUUAUCGUCAUGUGGCCAACGUGUUGUCAAUAUAUCGGAGUGUAAAGCGACUUGGAAUUCCUGACAGUCAAAUCAUCCUUAUGGUAGCAGAUGAUAUGGCAUGCAAUCCUAGGAACCCACGUCCCGCAACUGUCUUCAACAAUGCCAAUCAGCACAUUAAUGUGUAUGGAGAUGAUGUGGAAGUGGAUUACAGAGGAUAUGAAGUGACAGUGGAGAAUUUUGUGCGGCUCUUGACUGGGCGCUCACCGCCAGGUACACCUCGUUCUAAACAGUUACUGACAGAUGAAGGGAGUAACGUGCUGGUUUACCUCACGGGUCAUGGAGGUGAUGGCUUUCUCAAAUUUCAAGAUUCAGAGGAGGUAACAAGCCAAGAAUUGGCUGAUGCAGUUGAGCAAAUGUGGCAGAAGCGAAGGUAUCAUGAGAUUUUCUUCAUGAUUGACACAUGCCAGGCUGCUUCCUUGUAUGAGAAGUUUUACUCACCCAAUAUCUUGUCUGUGGCUAGCAGCCUAGUGGGAGAGGAUUCACUCUCACACCAUGUUGAUCCUGCUAUAGGAGUGUACAUCAUUGACAGAUAUACAUACUAUGCACUUGACUUUUUGGAACGAGUGGAGCCAGACAGUACUAAAACAAUGGGUGAAUUUCUUGCUGUUUGCCCCAAGAGAGUUUGUAUCUCCACAGUUGGUGUGAGAAAGGAUCUGUUCUCACGUGAUCCUCACAAGGUCCUAAUCACAGAUUUUUUUGGAUCUCUGCGGCCUGUGGAGCUCACUGUGUCAGGACUGAAUGUGACUGCAAUACCAAGAACACAGAAUAGAACUAGGAGGUCACAGAAGGAAAGAGAGGUGCCUGAUAGAAAGCUGCAGUAUGCCAAACAAUUCCCUACUUUUAUAUUUGAGUCAUAAGAUUUUUGUAUAGUUAAUGUGUCAGCUUGUGAACUUCAGCCAAGUGCCAGGUCAGAAAUGGAGUCCCAGCUGAAGUUAUGAUAAUGUACUGCCUUGUUAAGCCUUCAUAUGCUUCAAAGAUGGUGACAGAUGAAAAUAUUAACUCUAGGCAGUCAGAAGAGUAAGGUGUAUUAGCAUUGUUUAGGAUAGCAGUAUCUAUGCUCAGGAAUUUAGGAUGUUCAUUUCUGGGGAGCAUUGUCAGAUUUUUUGAUUUGACAAUGCCUUUCAUGUGAAAACAAGGCAAUCUUAUACAAUUUAAUCCAUGAAACAGUUUACAUCUUAGAUUGUUGUGUGCAUUAAUGUUAUAUAUGCAGUACAUAUAAAGUAGCAGAUGUCUGGUAGAUAUUUCAUGACAUUACACUUAUAGACAGGAGCCAAAAGAGAUCUGACAUAUUUUAAACUUGCAUAAACAUGUAGGAAGAUGAAGAAAGCAGUCUUCUGGGAUGUGGUGCAGUGUAGAUAUUGUGUUAACCGACUGUUCUGCCAUAAGGGGGGGGGGCUAGGUAAAUUCAUUGAUCUCUUUGGCUUCAAGUUCACAGUUCUCCUGGGACACUUGGGGGAUGAAGGAGGCGAUAGGGGAAGGGUGUGCGAAGUGUGGGAUGGGGUCUAUUAACCCUUUCGCGCGGUUAUUUAAAUUCCGCUGCCGUCUCUCCGGCGGUAAUAUAUUCAGCCGGCCAUUUAAAUUUUGCUC